Fopius arisanus is the source of this 491-nucleotide messenger RNA. RefSeq names its product Snakeskin (gene Ssk). The transcript is spliced from 3 exons. The annotation marks the transcript as partial. NCBI's taxonomy places the organism in Eukaryota, Metazoa, Arthropoda, Insecta, Hymenoptera, Braconidae. Gene Ontology annotation, biological process: septate junction assembly. Gene Ontology annotation, cellular component: plasma membrane. The record is from RefSeq and is a predicted model, not a curated record.
GGGCUCGUCGAUGCCCAGAUACUGAAACGUGCGUAGAACUCAUCCUCACCUGAUAGUGAAAACACCUCAGGCUAUUUUUUAAAGGCAAAUUUUCAAUUAACUAGAUUCAAAAAAUGACGUCCGUAUUUACAAUUGGGGGUAUCGCUUUGAAGGUUCUCAAAUUGAUUGUCAAUUUUAUAUGCAUUAUUCUCUAUCGAACUGGAUACGGUGGUGAAUUUCUGGGAGUUGGUGGAACGUGGAAUUUGAAUGAAGAAAAAAAUCCAGAUGCCGAAAUUGUCGCAUCUGGAGUUCUCGUCGGUUUUUUCAUUUAUACCAGUGCUGUUCUCAUCAGCUACUGCUUUGGAACAACGCAGCAUAAGAAAACCCUAGUGGAGAUUAUUAUGAAUUUUGUUGGAAUGUUCAUGUUCAUUGCCGUUGGUGGAACAGCUCUCCAUUAUUGGAAUGGAUAUCAGGCUGAACACAAAUAUAUCCACACAGCAACCGAAAGACAG